This is a messenger RNA of Lotus japonicus, 1279 nucleotides long. RefSeq lists its product as uncharacterized. Gene Ontology annotation, cellular component: ribonuclease H2 complex; nucleoplasm. Lineage: Eukaryota; Viridiplantae; Streptophyta; Magnoliopsida; Fabales; Fabaceae. Gene Ontology annotation, biological process: RNA catabolic process; ribonucleotide metabolic process. The record is from RefSeq and is a predicted model, not a curated record. Bases 32 to 1060 code for a protein of 342 amino acids. The transcript is spliced from 10 exons.
CAAUCCAAUUGAGAUAGAGGGAGGGAAAACAAUGGAAUAUCCCAUUCUCUCCAGAAACGCUGUCUGUGCGCGCGCGCGCCACAUUUCAUCGAUUUCCAAUUCAAGGUCACUGUCGUCACUCUUCACCUUUACCCUAAACAAACGCAAAUGCCCUAACUUCACCAUUCGAGUUCCUCGAUCGUUACAGUUACAGAAGAAAGAGCGAGUGGCAGUGGUAGCUAGGGUUUCUAUGAGCUGGUCUAAUGGCAUUCAGGAACCUAGGGUUCUAGUUGCACCUGAUCCUGGUAUAGAUGGAAAUUGUUCGGGACAUAUGAUAUUGCUCCGUCAUCCCAAAACUGGGAAUGGAACACAGUAUCUCUUUGUAAAUGGGGCACUUCAAGAGCUUCAAUGGUUUAAGAACUUAUAUGGAUCUUGGUUUUUGGGAGAUUAUACAUGUGAAGAUGGUCGGAUGUAUUUAUCCACACCAGUUGAUCCUGUUUUCAUCAUGCUACCCAUAUUUGAGGAGGCUAGAAUGAAGAAAAGGGAUGGUGAUCUUGGGAAUUUCAGGCAAUUGGAUGAAAUCUUGUAUAUUGAUGGGUAUCCUGGAUAUCAUCAGUUAAUGUCCACCGUGGAGAACUGUAUGCAAGUAGUUUGUGAAGUCAAAGAAGUUGGAUCCUUAAAAUUCUUCAGGCUUGAUGACUCAAAGGUUCUACGUUGGUUGUGCUACAAGGCUUGCCAGCUAAAACAGACACUACCCAAAUUGGACAAAAACUAUGCUGUUCAAUCAGAGAAAGACACAUUGGUUGAUGCAGUCUCUAUAUUAGGAGAAUAUUUGAAGGAAGAACCUUGGUUGCAGCUUUUGUGCAACCACCUUAAGUUAAAUUUGCUUGAGGUAACUGGAAGAACACAAGUAAACACAGAAGAAAGUAGCGCAGGUUUAUAUAAUGAAUCACAGGAACCGAAUGAUGAAAAGAAGGCCCCAAUUGCCAAGAAAGGUAGGCAAGCAAAGAAGACAAAACUAGAGACAGAAUCGCAUAACAUUAAAGACAUGUUUUCAAGAGCCUCAAGAAAGAAAAGCUAAAUAUUCCAUUUUCCAUUGAAGAUGGGUGUCAUUGUCAUGUAUUGCAUCCUUUUUCUAGACCUGCGAGUAGUGGAUAAGCACCGAGUCACCUCCUGGUUUGUACCAUUCGUUUAAUGUUAUUUAGCUUGAGAUGUUAUCCUAUUUAUCAUCAAUUUCUAUUUCACAUGAUGCAGCAGCAGCAGAUAUUAUCAAAUUUAAACAUCCAUAAAGGUUUUAGUA